This is a messenger RNA of Daphnia pulicaria, 2198 nucleotides long. It is a transcript of the gene oys, whose product is annotated as lysophospholipid acyltransferase 6-like. Gene Ontology annotation, cellular component: membrane. The transcript has 11 exons. Gene Ontology annotation, biological process: lipid modification. The record is from RefSeq and is a predicted model, not a curated record. Bases 125 to 1654 code for a protein of 509 amino acids. Gene Ontology annotation, molecular function: acyltransferase activity. NCBI's taxonomy places the organism in Eukaryota, Metazoa, Arthropoda, Branchiopoda, Diplostraca, Daphniidae.
GAGUAGUUCAGUGACUGAACUUCAGUUGUAAGACAACGUUUGCCGAAGUGUGUCAUCUCUCUGACCCUGAGACUCGAAAGCAUAACACGAUCUUGAUCGACAUCAGACACUAUCCGUCAUUGCAAUGGGUAUCCCUAGCAUGAACAGAGUUGAUGACAGUGGUUAUUAUGAUGGAAGUAGAGUUUUUUCUUGGCUUUCUGAACCUACAGGUUUAUCUGUAGACCAGAUUAACUUUCUACUGAGCCAAUUCACUGCUGUAGGUGCAGCUUUUGCCUUUCGUUACCACCUCCACAAUAAAAAGGUGGCACCUGAAACAAGACAUGGGGCAGCAUUACUUUUGGGUUUGAUCAUGGUUGUGUUUUGCUUUGGAAGGCAGGCACUACACCUUGCUUGUCUUUCAAGCAUAUCUUAUGCCAUCUUGAUGACUGCAAGCCCCAAAAUUGCACAAAGGUUGGUUCUUAUCACUUCGAUGCUUUACUUAUCACUUGUUCAUAUCAAACGACAGUAUUAUAGCUAUAAUUCGUACACGCUCGACAUAUCAGGUCCGUUAAUGGUACUAACGCAAAAAGUGACAAGUCUCGCGUUCUCAUUGCACGAUGGGGUUGCCCGGAAAACGGAAGACUUGACUCCAUUCCAAAAACAACAGCUUAUUCGUAAGGUUCCAAAUCCACUGGAAUACUACAGCUACGUUUUUCAUUUCCACGCCGUGAUGGUUGGACCCACGGUCCUUUUUGCUGACUAUACCGACUUUAUCAACGGAAAGCAUUUUGCCAAUAAAUCAGUAGAAGCGAAAUCAGCAAAAGAAACGGCCGACGAAACAACUGGCGAUGAGAUUGACGUUAUUUCCACUCCGGAACCUUCAGCUGUGUCGAUCGUUUUUAAGAAACUCUUUUUCAGCCUCGUUUGUGCUGGUCUUUUCGUCAAACUCACGCCCAUGUUCCUCAUAACUCGAAUCAAAGAUGACGACUUUGUCGAAAAUACUUCGUUGUUUGGCAAAACACUUUUCAUCCUGUUAUCGACUACAUUCGCACGCAUGAAAUACUAUCACGCCUGGCUUUUGGCUGACGCAAUCUGCAACGCUUCUGGGCUGGGAUUCAAUGGCUACACUGCAUCCGGCAAGGCGAAGUGGGAUCUUAUAUCCAACGUUGAUAUUUUAAAAUUCGAAUGCGGUCUGAGUUUGAGAGACAGCAUCGACAACUGGAACAAAUUUACCAACCGCUGGCUUCGUUUCGUUGUGUAUGAACGGACCAAUCGGUUCCAAACUGUUCUUACAUACUGUUUGUCUGCCAUGUGGCACGGAUUUUACCCGGGUUAUUACAUCACCUUUCUCGGUGGAGCCCUGUGCACAUUGGCUGCCAGAUCCGUUCGCCGCUCGGUUCGUCCCUUUUUCACGGCAAACCGCGUGACGCAGGGAUUUUAUGAUGUCCUAACUUUCAUGACUACACGUGUCGUUAUGGCCUAUCUGACCUUUAGCUUCGUUCUACUUGAAUUUUUGCCAUCGAUGCGUAUGCUGGCACACAUGUAUUUCUGGGUCCAUCUUCUCUCAUUGGCGGCCAUCUUUAUCCUUCCCAAAUUGCUUCCACCUCCAAAACCGAUCAAGGAUCAACUGGAGCAGCAGAAACGUCUGGCGACCGCUAAACUUCCUUCUUCUUAGAUUGCUAAGGUGUAUUUACAAACUUUUUUGAGAAUUAACUAAGGGAAGGGGUUAACCUUGACUAAAAAAUAUGUCAUUAUUAAUUACCACAAGUUACUUGAAACCUUGCUUAACAAUCUCGGGAUGGAUAUUUUUUUAGAAAUUAUCCCCAUCUCUGUGAUUACAUUUGUAUUAUUAAUCAAUUCCAGUUAAGCAACUGGCACAUUCAACCAUCACGUUCAUUUCGCGCAAAUAACACUAAGCAGCUCUAUAACCUGCUUUAGCGUGAUUCAAGUAUAUCGGUAUUUUGCAGCAGCUAUAUAAGUUAUAGAUAAUCUUUUAUCUUCCAGAAGAGUUGAAAAUGUAUGUUUAAUAAAAAACAACCCAUGACCUCUAUCCCCUUGUAUCUUGAAACUCGUUGUGAUUUCAUAUGGAUGUGAUGUGACAAGAUUCAGCAUAUUCCGGCUGCGAUAUGUGUCAGCCGUGUGUACGACUAAUCUAUUUCCUUGCAUAUAAAAUGUUUAAAAUACUGCAUAAAAUCAUUAUACACUUCGAGUAGCUCACA